Etheostoma cragini (Arkansas darter) is the source of this 1057-nucleotide messenger RNA. It is a transcript of the gene pithd1, whose product is annotated as PITH (C-terminal proteasome-interacting domain of thioredoxin-like) domain containing 1. The transcript is spliced from 7 exons. NCBI's taxonomy places the organism in Eukaryota, Metazoa, Chordata, Actinopteri, Perciformes, Percidae. Gene Ontology annotation, cellular component: nucleus. The record is from RefSeq and is a predicted model, not a curated record. Bases 144 to 779 code for a protein of 211 amino acids.
AUACUUGUCCACCUGCAGUAACUACUUAAUUUUUUCAUGGGUGUAUACCAGACAGUUGCAGGUCAAAUAUUGUACUUUUACCCUGUUUAGCCUACUAGAUUUACAGGUUUGUCUGAGCUAAAGCAGCGUUUUUAAACUCCACGAUGUCCGGACACGGUCAUGGUCACGGGCACGGGCACGGCUGCGGGUGCGAGGCGGAACACGAGCCCGCGGAGAGGGGCCUGGAGUACGGACUGUACCGACGGAUCGACCUGGAGAAGCUGCAGUGCCUGAACGAGAGCAGAGACGGGGAUGGGAAGCUGGUGUUCAAACCGUGGGAUCAACGGAACGACAGGGACAAGUAUGUCGAGAGUGACGCAGAUGAAGAGCUGCUGUUCAACAUCCCUUUUACAGGCAAUGUUAAGCUGAAAGGCAUCAUCAUCUCUGGGGAAAAUGACGACUCACAUCCAGCUGAGGUUCGACUGUACAAGAACAUCCCUCAGAUGUCCUUUGACGACACUGGCAGAGAACCUGAACAAGCCUUUAGACUCAACAGGGACCCGGUCGCUGAGCUGGAGUACCCAACAAAGAUCGCUCGUUUUUCCAAUGUUCAGCACCUCUCCAUCCACAUCUCAAAGAACUUUGGAGCAGAGAGCACCAGGGUGUACUACAUCGGUCUGAGGGGAGAAUACUCGGAGGCUUACAGACAUGAAGUGACGAUCUGUAACUACGAGGCAUCAGCAAACCCUGCAGAUCACAAAGUGGAGAGCAUCAUCCCACAAACCAACUUCAUUUCUUGAAGAAGCUUUAGAGAUUUGGAAGGAAGAGGAGAAGGAGGAGAGGUUUCAGUGGCGUCUGCUGACUGUCUUUGACAAGAAGUCAAAGAUGAGUUCAACGCUGUGUAGCGGCAGGUUGGUUGAGCUUGACCAGAACUGAGCGCUAAAAUCUGAAGACCAGAGAGCUUCAGGUGUGUCUCAGAGUGCCAAGUUAUUGCUCUGCUUUAUAUGGCAAUAAAGAGUGAAGGCUUACUGUGGGUAUAAAGCUUAAUAAUAAAUGCAUGAAACAUUUGACACUCAGA